AUGCGGGCCCGCGCCGCCAGCCUCCCGCUCCUCCUUCUGCUCCUCCUGCUGCUGCUGGCGGCUGGGAGCGGCGCGGCGCCUGCGCUGAACGCGUCCGCCGAGGAGGCGUCCGCCGGCGGGGGCGACGGGGGCUGCCCCGCGGCGUGCGACUGCGAGCGCGACGCGCGCCUGUGGGCGUGGCUGCCGCGCGAGGACGGCAACCAGCUGGACGCGCUGGGCGUCGGGCAGCUGGCGUCGCUGGGGUGGGCGGGGCUGCGCACGCUGGACGCGAGCGGCAACGCGCUGGUGCGGGUGGAGGGCGGCGCGCUGCGCGGGCUGGCGCGACUGGAGCGCCUGCUGCUGGCGCGCAACCACCUCACGGAGCUGCCGCGCGACCUGCUGGCCGACGCGCCGCGCCUCUGGUUCCUGUCGCUGGCCGGCAACCCGCUCGCCCUCCCGCCCGACGGGCGCGCCUUCCUCGCCGCGCCCGCCCUGCAGGUGCUGGACCUGUCGGCCUGCAAGCUGAGCGCGUUCCCUGACGACGUCCUUGGCGAAGACAACUCGCUGCAGGAGCUGCUCGUAGCUAACAACAGCAUCGCGCAGGUGCGCGUGCACCACUUGGCGCGCCUGCGCCGCCUCGACGCCAGCGACAACCGCCUGCGCCAGCUCAGCGCCGACGACCUGGCCGGCGCGCCCGCUCUGCGCAGCCUCUCGCUCGACGGGAACCCCCUGGGCGCGCAGGUGAGGAUUGGGCGGGGAGGAGGGCUGUGGGCGGCGUUG
This is a messenger RNA of Gryllus bimaculatus (two-spotted cricket), 759 nucleotides long. NCBI's taxonomy places the organism in Eukaryota, Metazoa, Arthropoda, Insecta, Orthoptera, Gryllidae. The record is from the annotation of a GenBank genome assembly.